Molecule: messenger RNA, 1765 nt
Organism: Engraulis encrasicolus (European anchovy)
Lineage: Eukaryota; Metazoa; Chordata; Actinopteri; Clupeiformes; Engraulidae
Product: butyrophilin subfamily 1 member A1-like
Exons: 10
Biological process (GO): regulation of cytokine production; T cell receptor signaling pathway
Cellular component (GO): external side of plasma membrane
Molecular function (GO): signaling receptor binding
Source: RefSeq, a predicted model, not a curated record
GUUCCUCAUCUUCAGAGAAGACCUUCUCUCUGAUUGGCCCAGAUGGUUCAAUCUCUGCUCCAAUCGAGUCAUCCGUCACCCUCCCCUGUGCCCUCUCCCCGUCCUUCAGUGCAGUACCUCUACAGGUGCGCUGGUACCGACCCGGUUCCUAUCAGAAGCCAAUUCUGUCCUAUAAGAACAAUCAGGUCCAGAGUGAGGCAUUAGACCCCCAUUACAAGGGUAGGACGUCUCUGGUGGGGGAUCUGAAGAAGGGACACGUGUCCCUCAGACUGACCAACCUCACGUUCAGUGACAGGGGGCAGUAUGUAUGCUACGUCAAGAGCAACAUCUGGUACAGUGACCUCUACAUUAGCCUCACAGUCAGGGUUAUUGGCAGUACUGCAGUAGUGUCACCUGUUGAUGUGAGAAGUGGACAUGUGAACAUUACCUGUGAGUCGGAGGGUUGGUCUCCACAGCCCACAGUCACCUGGAGAGACUCCAGAGGGACACAUAUCAGUAGCAACUCCAGUGGAACGUACUUGCAAACAGAUGAGGAUGGUUUGGUGUCAGUGCGCUCCUGGCUGCUCUUCUCCCCCUCACACUCAGAGUGGCUCUCCUGCUCUGUGGGGCUGUCUGACCAGGAGACCACCCAGAGCAGGGUGGCACUACACUCCUUAACUACUUCUGCAGAAGACCCAACAUCAGGAUCUUGGAAAGACCCUCUUAUCAUUGUUUUAUUCCUCGUCUUACUUGGUGUGGCCGUGUGCUUUGCCGUUCACUAUAGGAAAGCUUCACACAUGAAGCACCAGGCAUCACCGUACCUCUCAGUACCAACAGCAGCGGUAGAAUCAGGCAGAGCUAACAGUCAGAACCGUGAGGACCCAACUGCUGUACCAGAUGCUGCUGAACACACUAAGUUAAAGACUAAAGACAAUGGACCCACCAUGGAGGUAGUUGUAACUACAACAGCAGUGAAUCUGACUUUGGAUAUAGAGACAGUGCCUCCUUUUCUCAAAGUUAACGAAGAUAACACGUUGAUCUACUGCCCUGAUGGGCAGAAGUUGCCUCCAACAAAGACAUGUGACCUUCAGUCGCCGGAUGGUCCUUCAACAGAGACUGCCCUCCCCCAUGCGUUAUGUGAUAGAUGUUUCAAGUCAGGGAAACACUAUUGGGAGGUGAAAGUAGAGAAAGACGCUAAGCAGUCCUGGUAUGUGGGAGUGUGCUCUAAAGAUGUAGUUCACUCUAACCGUGUCGCUCUACACCCUGACAAUGGCUUCUGGGUUCUCCACUAUGAAACAGGCAUUGGACUCUUUGCCAACACAGAACCUCCAACCAGGGUUCCAGUGAAAGACUCACUCAAGACUGUAGGAGUGUUUCUAGAUUGUGAUGAUCACACUCUCACCUUUUACAAUGCUGAUAAGAGUGUGUGUUUGUGCUAUCUCUAUGUCCCACAAAAUGUAAUGUUCAUUCCUCUGAUCAGCCCUGGAGUUAGAGAACAAGGGCCAGUUAAAUUACACCACCGAACAGAUCAUCAGGACUCUGACUCUCAGAUAUUUGCUAAGCUAAGAGAUCUGAAACCACCAAGAGAAUAUUGGGUGGAUCUGCAUUUGAACACAACAACUGUACCACCUUGCCUCAGAGUGGAAGGAGAUAGAGCUGUCAACUUCUGCUCAGAACUAGGCCAGGAUUUGGGAUACAGGGGAUUCAAUCAUGCCUUGUGUAAUGAUGGGUUCAGUUCAGGCAAACACUACUGGGAAGUAAAAGUGUGGAAGCUGAAGGAACAUUG